UCAAAUAUAAUCUUCUUAAUUAAUCAAGUUUGACCAUGGAGGAACUUAAUGUUCCUUCUAAUCUACAAAAUAUACAGCAUUUAUUGCUCUAUUUUCUCUUUUUUUUUUGGGGGGGGGGUGCAAAAAACCACUAAAGAUCUAACUGCCUUGAAAAUUUGUCGACUGCAUCUCAUGAUUUCAAAAUAAUCAUUAAUUAACGAUCACUAAACACCACACAUUAUUAAAAUAUGUUUAACAAUGAUUAUUUCUUCGCAUUCUGGACACACUGGAACAGGCUCUUGGGACAUUAAGUAACCAUGUGUCAAUCGACAGUGCCCUAUCCUCAGUCUAGCAAAAGUUGUUUCUUCUUUCCUGGGUUUUCGUAAGGAUCUGUCCCACUCUGACAGAGCCCUUAAUUUCCCUAAGUUUGUUAUUCCUCACUCUCUGCCACUCAAUUUCCCAUUGUGACCAUAUAACUUUUUUAGUAAAUGAAUUAAAAUCUUCGUAAGGUACUUCGAUUACUUUAUGCCCUUCUGUUAUAGCUUUCUUUGCUGCGUGGUCAGCUUCUUCAUUCCCAAUUAUGCUACUAUGACUCGGGAUCUAUAAGAAGCACCCAGACUGAUUUGCUAUCAUAAGAAAAAUAUCUUGUACUCUAGGAUUAGUCGUGAAGAGGUUUUAAAGGGUUCAGAUGGCAGAGAGAGAAUUGGAACAAACUAUUACAUUAGGGGGCUUGUGGUCUCCCACACUGAGACAUUUAAUUAUGGCUAGUAGUUCAGCUGUAAAAUUACUACAGACUGUUGACAAAGAGAACAUCAUUUUCCUAUUGUUACAGACGAAUGCGGCACCAACGCCAUCAUUUCCUUUUGACUCAUAUGUACUGCAGCAUGAUGCAAUACAUUCCUCCUUUUCCAAUGUAGAUGCAAUAUUUAAUAUUCUUUCUAUGAAAUCUUACAAAAAAUAUUGAAAACAAUCAUAUAAGUAAUAAAAUGCCAUUUCAUAUAAAAAUGAGAAUAGAAGGCUCAUAAACUUGUUGCAUUGGUAAAAAACUGUUAUAUCUGUUGUGAUUUGUUAUUACUUAAUUUAAUUUCUUGAAGUAUUUGUAUUAUGUAUAAUCACUAGCUCAGUAAUCUUAAAGUUUAAAGUAUACAUCUUAAAUCAAAAUUUCAUUAAAUUAUUGAUCUUAAAUCAAAAUUACUUCCAAUAAAAUAAGCCUAGCUGACCAAACCAGUGAUGAUUUGAUGACCUGGAUGAUGGGAAUGUAAAACUACAACUUAAAUAUAAGCGAAAUGUGCUUUCUUGAUAUUUCCAAAAAUAGUUUUUACAUUUCUUGGAAUAUGAAAUAUUUUAAUACAUUUUGUAUCCUUCUAGUCAUUUUAUCAGUUUCAAAUUGUGGACAUACAACUUCACAAUUUUUCCAAAAGGUGCUUGGAGGGAUAUCAAAAAGCUAUGAAAGGUUUAGCAAUUGGGUUUAUGCAAAACAUGCAUCUACACAUUGUUUUCAUUUAUUUACAAGAGACAAUUUAAAUAACUCUGAUGUUUAUGAGGUAAAUGUUACAAAUAAUGGAGAACUAUUUAAAAAAUUUAAUCCAAAGAAUCCAACAAAGAUUCUAAUUCAUGGUUGGAGGGGGUCUGUGGAAUCUACCUUUUGCACACUAUUGAAGGACACAUAUCUAGAUGUUGGUGACUACAAUAUUAUUAUUUUUGAUUGGAGUAAUGAUGCAAAUAAAUCUUAUAGAUUUGCCAAAACUGCUGUUACAAAAGCAGGAAAAAUUGUUGCAAGUUUCAUUGACUCACUAGUGAAAAAGCACAAGGUGAAAUCUGAAGAUUUACAUUUGAUCGGUCAUAGUUUAGGGGCUCAUGUAUCAGGAGUGGCUGGUUAUUUUACCACAACAGGACAAAUUGGACGAAUAACAGGUCUCGAUCCAUCUUUACCAUUGUAUUUAAAUGUUCCUGAAAGUGAGAAACUGUCUAACAAAUCAGCGAAUUUUGUUGAUAUUAUUCAUACGUGCGCUUUAUACCUUGGUAUUUGGUCCAACAUUGGACAUGCAGAUUUUUAUCCUAAUAAAGGAACGUUUAUUCAGCCUGGUUGUGGCUUUGAUGCUUUAGGUAAAUGCAGUCAUAAUAGAUCAUAUUAUUACUUUAUGGAAUCAAUAGAAAACCCUUCAUCAUUCAUAGCAACAAAAUGCGAUAACUGGUAUAAAUUUGCUAACAAAGGAUGUUCAAACGAAACAAAAGUAGUUAUGGGUGAACACUGUCUUAGCAGCACUCAAGGAAUUUACUAUCUGGUGACUGCAGAUAAUCCACCAUUUGGAAAGAAAGAAAACUCAUCUGAAAUUGAACCAUCAAUUCAACAGUUGAAUACAAAUUGGUAUUACAAGCAUUUUUAAUUUUAUCGGUUAUCAAAAUUAUGGAAAACUUUAUUAUUUACAAUGUUAAACAGUCUAUGUAGCAUUGAAAAAUUAUUAUAUUAAAAUAUAUUAAUAUUUGUGGUAAUUAAAUAAAAUUUUCAUUACAACACUUCACCACCAACUCUUUUGUACUACACACACAUUCACACAAACAAAUAUUUUCUCAUAAAACAGUUAACACAAAAUAUAUCUUUCAACCUAACUUUGUAAUAUAUGAUAACAAGGUUAAAUGUAAUUUAAAAAAAUCUGUGUAUGUGUAAGCUGUCAAAGUGUGAUAGUGCAAAUCUAUGUAUUUGUGCUUAAGGAAGUAAAGUUUUAAACUUAA
Messenger RNA from Cimex lectularius (bed bug), 2712 nucleotides. Its product is annotated as pancreatic triacylglycerol lipase-like. The coding region runs from base 1266 to 2366 and encodes 366 amino acids. Gene Ontology annotation, molecular function: lipase activity. The record is from RefSeq and is a predicted model, not a curated record. Gene Ontology annotation, biological process: lipid metabolic process. The transcript is spliced from 8 exons. NCBI's taxonomy places the organism in Eukaryota, Metazoa, Arthropoda, Insecta, Hemiptera, Cimicidae.